AUGUCGAGUCCGCAGCCACCCUCGCCCCUUAGCGGGCAUUGUUCCGUCGUCUACGAUAACUCUUUAUAUGUCUAUACACCCUCGGCACUUAUGAUGCUACCUUUGGAACAGAAUGCAAACUGGACGAAGCUGGAUAUGGGCCAAUCGGUAACUGGCGCUGCAUGUGUUAAGGGAAGUGUCGAUGGAAAUCCAGACCACCAAGGCUUAUUCGUCGUGGGUGGAAGCUCCGACAACUCGACAUAUAAUGGCCUCCAAAGAUACUCAUUCGUUGAUAAGAAGUGGGAAACUAUUACUCUUCCAACAACCCAAAUUCAAAACCGUGUCAACCAUAGCGCUUCAUACCUAUCUGGAAGCAUUUCGAUUCUAGUCUAUGCAGGCUCGCAGGACAGCAAUUACGAUGCUUCUACAUCUACAUUUGAAAUCACUAUGGCUGGAGGUGCCAUUGGGAUUGAAUCACGUUCAGCAGAUGGCACACCACCUGCAAUUCGCCCAAGCCUAUUUACCUGGGACAACGAAACCACACUCUAUGUGGGCGGAAUGGAUACAAACACAGACGUCUUUGUCUAUCAUGCCGGCAGUGGCUGGGCCACAUCUGGGAUUUCCCUGGCCGCGGGAAUCUCUAGUCAUGAUGGGGUGGCUUUGCAAUCCAAUAGUGACGGUAGCAAAUUCUUGGAAAUAUUCAAUAUGAGCGCGUCCCCAAACAGCGUCUCAUACGUUGCGUUGACAUCUUCAGGCGGUGCGGCCGCAUCACCUGGCGAACCUGUGGUGUUUACGGGGAGCUCAUCAUCAAAAAAUAACAAACGAGCCUGGGGCAACCUGCCGGCCUAUAACAGUACUUUUGCGCCUUCAACUUCUCGGACAGGUUUCUCAAUAGCUCAGUCCGACAAUGGCUUGGUGGUUAUUUCUGGAGGAAGUGAUAGUGAUCCCGUUACUGUUUUCAACCAGACCGAGAACAGCUGGGUUGAUAACAAAGUUCUAUUCGGUAGUCGGAUGAAUGCCGGCCUCCAACAACCAUUAGGCACCAGUAGCACCACGACAUCAACUGCACCCACAGCAACAUCAACAACCACCUCAUCAUCAACAACAACAACAGCGACGGCAUCAGCGUCUACCACGGCGGCAGCGUCGAGUGGUAGCCAUAGUAAUAUCGGUCUUAUUGUCGGCGUGACCCUAGGUGCUUUGGCCGGCCUAGUCAUUAUAUUGAUCAUCCUGCUCAUGAUUUUGCGCCGACUCCACCGAAAGAAGCAACCGACGAACAAAGGGCGCUACGGUUCUGAUGACAAAGACCGGCUGAGCUUCCAAGACCAAGGCAUUGAGCCUUUAACACAAUCUGCAGUUCCCAUGGCUCGAAGCAACGCUCCAUCGGCCGUGGAUUCUAUCUACAUGGUUUCUGGGAAGUUCGCUAGUGACUACCCAUCGGCAACACCCAUGGUAACAAACAACGAGAAGAAAGUUUACAGUCGACCGUUAGUACCGCAGAAUCAAAACGACAAUUUCUCUAGCCAAUCAGAUGGGACACAAGACCCUACAAGGCGCUUUUUAGAUCCUGAAAAGGCCCGAGGGGAUCGAAGUACCAAUGAGGGCUGGAGCAAGUAUUUCCAAGAUACUACAACCACCGAUAUUGGUAUGGGCUCUCCUCGCAACACAAUGGACUCUGAGCUUUCUCAAGAGAGUAGAUCAGACUAUGGAGGUGGCAUGUGGCCACAUGUUCCUGAAAAAGCUGCAGUAACCCUUGGUGGCUUGGAGGAACACCGUCCUCUCGGCAAGGUAUCAUCUGCGAGUCCCAUCUCAGAGCGUCUGCCUGUCAUUGGACGUGGCCAGGUGCAUUACGGACAAUCAGCCAAGAUUUCUAGUGCGGACUCUGCCAGCUCGGUCUCGGAUGAUGAUGAACAUGAACACCGGGACGCGUUCUCGUCUGGAAUUCCAGCGAGUGUCAAUGAUACAUUAUACUGGUCACACCCUACAGCUCGCCCGACGAGCAGCAACUAUACUGAAAGCUUGUAUCAAACAAGCACACGCAAUGGGCUAGCAGCGCACGACGAACCUCUACCGACUGAUGCUCAGUCCCAAGCACGAGGAUCUAGUGCUAUCUUCCAUCAAGACUAUUUCAAUGGUCCUAACCGCAACAAUAUUAACUCAGAUAUGAGUUGGUUGAACAUACACGCGGACCGAUAG
Molecule: messenger RNA, 2175 nt
Organism: Talaromyces proteolyticus
Lineage: Eukaryota; Fungi; Ascomycota; Eurotiomycetes; Eurotiales; Trichocomaceae
Exons: 1
Coding region: 1-2175 (724 amino acids)
Molecular function (GO): protein binding
Source: RefSeq, a predicted model, not a curated record